Osmerus eperlanus (European smelt) is the source of this 910-nucleotide messenger RNA. RefSeq names its product natriuretic peptide A (gene nppa). Gene Ontology annotation, cellular component: cytoplasm; extracellular region. The record is from RefSeq and is a predicted model, not a curated record. NCBI's taxonomy places the organism in Eukaryota, Metazoa, Chordata, Actinopteri, Osmeriformes, Osmeridae. The coding region runs from base 49 to 480 and encodes 143 amino acids. Gene Ontology annotation, biological process: neuropeptide signaling pathway; cGMP biosynthetic process; negative regulation of systemic arterial blood pressure. Gene Ontology annotation, molecular function: hormone activity; hormone receptor binding. The transcript is spliced from 3 exons.
CUUCUUGCCUGGGCACUGCAAUAGCCAGAUUCAUACAGGGGAUCAGGGAUGAUGAGGACGGCGUUACUAUGGGGUAUUCUUGUUCUACUUUGUCAGCAGGUGCUUGUGAGAUCCCAUGUGGUGGGCAGGACUUACUCAGCUAAUGACCUGGCCCAGCUAAAGAAUCUCCUUGAGCGCUUUGAGGAAACCAUGGUGGCUGUGGUCCAAGCAGAGGACCCUGUACCAGACUAUGAGGAGAUGAACCCCAACCCUGAGCAGAGACAGACUAACCUGGGAUGGGAUAGGACUCCAGAAGAGCUAAACCCCCCUCCAAUAGAGCCCAGGGAACCAGAUGAAGGCCACAGUCGAACGCAAAGCCAGAAGAGUCGUUUGCAGGACCUGCUCAUGGCCACGAGGAGUAAGCUGUCCGGGUGCUUUGGGGGAAGGCUGGACCGUAUCGGGACCUCCAGUGGUCUGGGCUGCAAUGUUAGAACAGGAUAGAAUGACCAGGAAAGUUUCCCAGGAUACAACGUCAUCUUGAGGAAAAUAAAACCUUUGGGUAAAACUACUGUUCCACUGCUCAGAUCGAUUCAGAAUCAACCUUUUCAAUCAAUUCAAGCAUUUUUGGGGGUUGAGGUUUGGAGAGCAAUCCUACAAUCAAAAGAAGUUCAACAAGCUGGCUCAAGUGACUCAUUUAGUUUUUUGAAUAUCUGUGUGAAUGUCAGCAUAGUACAUUUGUAUUAGCAGUCAGCAUGAAGGCCUUGGCAGGGCUGGGACAAUUCUAUAUUAAUGCAGUGUUCCAUUGGAUCUUCCCGACCAUACAGGAAGAUCUCACCAAAUGACUAUGGCAUUGCAGAGGGUCCUUGUUACGAUCUGCAACACCUCUUCGGGUUGUGUCUCAGUGAGCUAAUAAACUACUAACACACUGUCA